ACCAUGUCGACAUCUUAACUCCUCUUUCCUAUCUUGAAGAAGAAGUUUGGACGACGUCUCUCUCCCCUACUUCACUCGGAAUCCAGCUUCCGAUUUGAUAUACAUUACGAUUUGCUUGCAACAUCAUCGGGACAGAAAAGUCGCCGUAAGAAUGAGGCCGCCGCCGGAGAAGCCGAUCAACGUGAAUGCCAUCACCAAGAAGAUUGAUGUCGACAAUCGAAUUCCUAUUCGAAAUUAUUACCGAAUCGCCGAUAAUCUCCUCAAACAGGCUAGUAUUUACCGGGAGGAGAAGAACAUUGUAGAUUUGUAUGUCAUACUUCUCAGAUAUGUAAGUUUGGUGACUGAAACUAUUCCAUUGCAUCGAGAUUAUCAAACAUUGUUUACGAAAGAUAGAACAUUUAACAAAAAGAAAGCAUUUGCUGUAAUGGAUGAGUUAGAGUCUUUGAAGCCAAAAUUUCAACGUCUAAUGAAUGAGCCGAAUAAAGCUCAUGAUAGAGAUGUCCAAUAUCGAGUUGGAGCACCAGCAAGAAAAUUAUCUCCUUCAGAGACAUCUAUUAGAUGCCACCAGUCUGGUCAUAAACAAGUAAAAAUCCUGCAGUUGUUUAAAAUUUAUAUAGAUCGAUGGCCUAUUUUUUAUAGAAUUUCAUGUUUUGGGUGCUUAUCAGUUUCCUUUCAUCUUCAGUUGCAGUCUGGACAAAUAACACCAUCCUUACAUAAGCAGAAUACAGGUCAAACUCAAGUUUUACAACCCAGUACACUCGACAUCCAAUUUCAGAAGCUGUCUAUCAAUAUGCCAAAGCAAGAAACAUUGUCCAGACAUUCAUUCUUAGGCCCCAAUGGUUUUAGAGGUCAGUGGCUUGCACCAAGACCAGAGAUAAAGGUUCAAUAUCCAAGCUAUUCAGACUUCGCUUCAAGUGACAAUUUAGGCUUGAUCCAGACUGAAGAAUAUGAAAUUGCAGCAGCGAAAGACAACAUCUCAAAGUUGGAUUUAUCUCCUAUGGAAUCUGUUCUUUCUUUGGAUGAUGGCGAAUGGCACAAACCUUCCUCAGUGAAUAUUGAAGCAAACAAUGGUCAUCUACCACUUGGAAUCAUAAGGCAACCUUCUCCUCCCCCUGUCCUUGCUCAGGUUCAACCUGAGUAUCAUCCAAUUUCUCCUUCUAGAGUGGCAGAUCCAAGGCCUGGACCAGCAAAAGCACACCAGGAUGGAAUGGCUAGCUCUAGCUCUAACUCAUACCAGAACUUGCACAUACCUGUAAAAAUGAUGGAUGAUUUCUUAAGGCUGGCAAGACAAAAUACUGAAAAGAACCUAGAAACAUGUGGUGUUCUUGCAGGGUCUCUGAAAAAUAGGGUGUUCCAUAUCACUACCCUUAUUAUUCCAAAGCAAGAAUCCACUUCAGAUUCAUGCCAGACGUUGAAUGAAGAGGAUAUUUUUGACGUUCAAGAUAAACUUUCACUCUUUCCACUUGGAUGGAUUCAUACUCAUCCAACGCAAACCUGUUUUAUGUCCUCGGUUGAUCUCCACACUCAUUACUCGUACCAGAUAAUGUUGCCAGAAGCAAUUGCAAUUGUAAUGGCCCCAACUGACACAUCGAGUCCUCAUGGUAUCUUUCACUUGUCUGAUCCUGGUGGCGUUUCUGCAAUUCGAAACUGUCAACAACGCGGAUUUCAUCCUCACGAGGAGUUAGACGAUGGAAGUCCAAUUUACGAGCACUGUUCUCAUGUAUUUAUCAACGAGAAUAUGAGAUUCGACGUUAUUGAUCUCAGGCGAGAUUAGGGUUUGAAUUGUCUUGUGAAGUAAUUUGUCAGAUUUUAUCUAUUUGCUUCUGUAAAUUAUUUACAGAUAUCUUUUUAAGUACUGAAUGAGAUGAGAGUAUGUAAAAUGAUAUAGCUUCAUAUAUCUUCCACUAUAAAAUUAACUUUCACAGUUUUGGUCUUUUA
This is a messenger RNA of Impatiens glandulifera, 1938 nucleotides long. RefSeq names its product AMSH-like ubiquitin thioesterase 3. Gene Ontology annotation, biological process: protein K48-linked deubiquitination; protein K63-linked deubiquitination. NCBI's taxonomy places the organism in Eukaryota, Viridiplantae, Streptophyta, Magnoliopsida, Ericales, Balsaminaceae. The transcript has 14 exons. The record is from RefSeq and is a predicted model, not a curated record. Bases 152 to 1774 code for a protein of 540 amino acids. Gene Ontology annotation, cellular component: endosome; membrane. Gene Ontology annotation, molecular function: K63-linked deubiquitinase activity; metal-dependent deubiquitinase activity; protein binding.